Molecule: messenger RNA, 1677 nt
Organism: Clonostachys byssicola
Lineage: Eukaryota; Fungi; Ascomycota; Sordariomycetes; Hypocreales; Bionectriaceae
Source: the annotation of a GenBank genome assembly
AUGUCCAAAGACGCGUCAUCGUGUUCCAUCGGGCAGGCGUCGUCUCAGCUUGAGGCAGGGGAAAUGGUUGAAAAGCACUUACCUCUAGGUCAAACUGAAAUGCCCGGCCAUGAUUUUGAUACUCAGAAAAUUGGAGGUGCAGGAGCCCAGGAUGAAACAAGAUAUCUCACCGGCCUCAAAUUAUUCCUCGCCAUGAUAAGCAUCACCCUCCUGAUCCUCCUUACAAUGCUGGAUAUUUCCAUCAUUGGAACCGCUGUUCCGCAAAUAACGAGUGAUUUUCAUAGUCUUGAAGACAUCAGUUGGUAUAGCGGUGCCUAUCAGCUAGCGAGUGCAACAGUCCAGCCUCUGACGGGAAAGAUCUAUACAUAUUUCAGCAUCAAGUGGACACUGCUUGCUUUUGUCCUGAUAUUUGAGAUUGGUUCCGCAAUCUGUGGAGCAGCUCAAUCCUCCCUAAUGCUCAUCAUUGGCCGGGCUGUAGCCGGGUUAGGAUGUUCUGGUCUAAUGAAUGGAUGCCUCACACUCAUUUUUGGAGCCGUAACUCCGGAGAAACGAACAUUCUAUACAAGUAUCGCUAUGGGAGUGGGCCAGAUUGGCAUUGUUUUCGGUCCAUUCCUUGGAGGCAUUUUCACCGAGCAUGCUAGCUGGCGUUGGUGCUUCUACAUUAACCUUCCUUUGGGCGGACUUGCUGCAUUGUUGAUUAAAGAGCCUGCGACCCUGUCUCUUGUUGCGAAACUAAUUCCUGACUUCGAUCUAUUCGGCUUUGCACUCCUCGCUCCUGCCUCAUUGAUGCUUCUCUUGGCGCUGCAGUUCGGUGCAAGUAACUACAGCUGGAACUCCGCAACAGUCAUCGGCCUGUUUUGCGGAUCCGCGUUAUCGGCCGGGCUCUUCAUCGUUUGGGAGAGGCGAGUUGGUGAAAAGGCAAUGAUUCCUCUUCGUAUCCUAUCUCAGACAGCGAUAUGGACCAGUUGUCUUUACUAUGCCUUUUUGAUUGCUGUUACGACCGGAGGGGGCUACUUCUUGCCAAUCUACCUCCAGUCGGUUAAAGGAUUAUCGCCUACUAUGAGUGCCGUUUACAUGCUUCCAACAAUCCUGCUCUCGGUGGUCUAUGUCAUCUUUUCCGGGGCUUUGAUGCCAAAAUUUGGUUAUUAUAUUCCCUGGGCAGCGUUUGCGUCUGGGGGAACAGCUAUUGGCUGCGGUCUUAUCUCUACUUGGACCCCGAAUACCACACUCGGACAGCUGAUAGGCUACCAAAUUAUCUUUGCUCUCCGUGGAUUUGGAAUGCAGAUGUCCACGGUAGCCAUUCAGAACGCUCUGCCCCCUUCAGAGAUUGCCAUCGGUAACUCGAUGCUUGUCUUCAGCCAGAGCCUUUUUGGGGCUAUUUUGAUCACUGCCGCGAACACUGUUUUUCAAGAAAGCCUGAAAACCAACAUCAAGAAUGAGACCCCGUCUAUUGACCCUAUUGCUGCCAUUGCUGCUGGCGGAAGCUCUGAAGCGGUCAGAGCCCUUGCUCCAGCAGGUGGCGAGCUCCUCAGAUCUGUCCUCGAUGUGUACUCUAAAAGUAUGGGGAAUGUCUAUUAUCUACUAGUCGGCGCAUGUGUCGUUUCGCUGGCUGUCUCUUUUGGUAUGGGUUGGGUAGAUGUUAGGAGGGAAAAGGCCACUGGCGUAGGGCCUAAGUAA